AUGAGCAGCAAAACGAUGCAUUCAUCGGAAUGUUUUGAGUCGUGUUGCCAAUGGUGUUUUCGGCCAUCCUUGAGUUUACAGCCGGAAGCUGAGCACUUUAUUCCUAAGGAUGUGCCGAAAGGACAUAUGGUAGUGUAUGUUGGACAAGAUCAAAAGAGGUAUGUUAUCAAAAUUACCUUGCUUAAACACCCGCUUUUCCGAGCUCUGCUAGACCAGGUUCGAGACCAGCAUGAUGACUCCACCACACCGCCAAGGCUGUGGAUCCCGUGUGAUGAAACCGUCUUUCUCCAUGUCAUCCGAUGUGCCCGGUAG
Amaranthus tricolor (Joseph's coat) is the source of this 312-nucleotide messenger RNA. Its product is annotated as indole-3-acetic acid-induced protein ARG7-like. Bases 1 to 312 code for a protein of 103 amino acids. Lineage: Eukaryota; Viridiplantae; Streptophyta; Magnoliopsida; Caryophyllales; Amaranthaceae. Gene Ontology annotation, biological process: response to auxin. The record is from RefSeq and is a predicted model, not a curated record. The transcript has a single exon.